AAGCAGCAUUAUAUAAGCGGUUGGAGUCUUGCGCAUGCGCAGUGGAGUCAGUGCGUGUCUGAACGCGCUCCUGCAGGAGAUGCUGAGCUCAGAGUGAUGGGAGACAGCAGGAGGACAAACAUCCGGAUAGCACAGAUGUGAAGAUGGCAUCUUGCCCGGAGUUGUGUGGCUCGGAGUAUGGUGACGGAGGGCCUCAGCGCUACGGCGUUCGCUCCUACCUGCACCAGUUCUACGAGGACUGCACCUCCUCCAUCUGGGAGCGUCACAAUGACGAGUUCCAGGCACAGAGAUCGCCCAGCCGGUGGAGCUCUGUCCUCUGGAAGGUCUCGCCACAUCCUCAAAUUUCAUUUGGUGUGUGUGGCAGUCGGAGUGGUGAUCUUGGUCUCAGGUCUUUCGGUGCUGCUGGUGGGUUAUGCUACGCCCCCACGUCUGGAGGCGUUCGGAGAGGACGAACUGCUGUUCGUAGAUGGCCGUGCUGUGCGCUUUAACCGUGCCCUGGACGCCUGCAAACUGGGCGGAGCUGUGCUCUUCUGCGUGGGCGGAGCCGGCGUGGCAGCUGGUCUCAUAUUGUUGGCUGCCUGCGGGCAGGGUGGAGCUAAAGAUGAGCUCCACCGCCAACGGCGCUUCAAAGAGCGACUAGCAGAGAUCCAGGCGUCUGUUCCUAACUCAGGAGAUGCCAAAGUUCCUGUCACACUGUCCAAAGUCCAGAACAUCCAACCUGGCGCUGAACCCUGACCUCCCGAACAUUUUAUUAUUAUACAACACAUCAACAUGAUAUCUUAGUAGAACAGCACACAUUACAGCUGAAGAAUGCUUCACCAAUCACAGUUCAGGAAAAAAACACAAAGUGAUGCAACCAGUUGGUCAGCCUGGUUCUGUGUAGUGCUGAAAGAUCGCGCUGAACUCAAAUAAAUCUGAUUUAAUCUAAGCUCAACUAUGACUCAUAAAUCUAAGCUAUGACUCAUUUUGUUAUUGAGAUAUGCUGCAUAUUUAAGCUAAGCAUAUACUAACAAAAAAGAUCGAAUUAGCUUAGCAAAAGAAUCCAUUAGCAGCCGCUAAAUGUUGCUGUUAGAUGCAGGAGUUAUAUUUUUCUGUUAAAUGGAAAACUCUGACCAUCUUAAUGAUGCUAAUGUAGUAUUUAUGCUGAGAAAAUAUACGAGAUUUUUUGCAUAAUUAAACCAUGAUGAUUAUUAAAUCUAUUUUACAGCAGUUUAAUUCUGCUAUUAAUUUCAUGACACGUUAAAAUGUAGUGUGUUCCUACUAGCAAGCGACAAAGGGACUUCUACACUAUAUAAAUACUGAACUGUAGGACAGGCCACACCCACAACUGACAAACUACAAACGACUUCUUGCUUGAUAGUGUGAACAUUUGGUCUAGGUUAUAUAACUGUAGCUAACAAUCCUAAUAAUGUCAUUCAUUGCUUUUGUAGCGAUGACUUUUCAAGUCGCUUUUAUUUUGUUUUGAGAUGACAUCAUUGUCAUUAUCACUACCCACUGAACUAGCUAUAUAACUGUACAAUUAUUUCUGCCUUCUGAACAACAAAUCCUCAACGUAUCGUCCGAUAAGAACCAGUUUCUCCAAACAUGUUAUAACAGAAUAUUUGUUAUAUAAGUCUAUAAAAAAUAUAGUUAAAAAUGUCUGGCAUUUUCUGUGUACACAACCAAAUUUCUGAAAAAAUCUGAAUUUUAAGUUUUGCUCAUGAAGCAACAAAGAACCUUCAGAAGUCUGUUUAAAGUCUGUUCUUGGAUAUGGACAUUUUGUGUGUCGUCAUGUGCCUUUUUUUUUUGUCACAGUUUUGUUUUGGAAUGUGUCGAGUGUUGUACUGCGGACAUCUCUUGUGUUUUUGAUGUUUUCCACAUUUCAAGUUUUCUCCCAACAAUGCUUCAAAUUUGUAAUUUCGUAUCUGUUUUGACUGACAGGAAAAAAAAAUAAAUCGUAUUUAUUCUAAUUGGGGAAAAAUUAUUUUGGACAACAAUUGUGAAAUUCCUUUGCGACUUAUUUUGAAUUAUUUGUUUUUACCUUCUCAUGUACAACAGUGUCACAGAGUGGAACAGACAAGCCGGGUUUGUCGGACGGUUUCUGUUCGGAAUGUACCAUAUUGGUAAACACAAUAAAAGCCAGGUCUCAAAUCUG
Molecule: messenger RNA, 2134 nt
Organism: Tachysurus fulvidraco (yellow catfish)
Lineage: Eukaryota; Metazoa; Chordata; Actinopteri; Siluriformes; Bagridae
Gene: nrsn1
Product: neurensin 1
Exons: 3
Coding region: 178-735 (185 amino acids)
Biological process (GO): nervous system development
Cellular component (GO): neuron projection; neuronal cell body; transport vesicle
Source: RefSeq, a predicted model, not a curated record